Molecule: messenger RNA, 2970 nt
Organism: Colletotrichum gloeosporioides
Lineage: Eukaryota; Fungi; Ascomycota; Sordariomycetes; Glomerellales; Glomerellaceae
Product: Ubiquitination network signaling protein acrB
Exons: 1
Coding region: 1-2970 (989 amino acids)
Source: RefSeq, a predicted model, not a curated record
AUGCCUCGUGCUUCGAGUUCUGCGAAGCGACAGCAAGGCGCCGCCGCCAAUCAACGCGACACCAGGCACGAAAAUGGUCUCGUAGGCCCCGCCAAACGAUUCUCCAACAAGAAGAGUCAGCCGAAUCUCGACCCGAACCCUUCUGCUUCUGCCUCGACCUCGACCUCUGCUUCCAACUCCCGUCUGCCGCCAGACCAGAAUGCAGCUGCCUCGGCUCUCCCAUCUCCCCUGCCCAACGGCUCCUCCAACGGACAUCUCAAGAACCCGGCCCCCGGUGCCACGAUCGAUACCAUGCCUCCCGACCACCGCAACGGCGACGCAUCUGCCAGGCGAGGCUCGCUAGGCGGCUGCUCCGAGACGUCGUCCUCCGAGUCUCUCGCUUCCAACAUGGGCAACGGCGCCGUCGACACGAACCACCGCCAGAUCGAUGUUAACGCCACCAAGAAUGCCGACGUCCACCGCGAUCCGGGCGGCCCUAUCGAGUUCGCCGCCACCGUCCUGAGAGCUCUUCCCCUCUACGACACCCUCGCCAUUCUUAUUCUCCUGAUGCAGGUCCCUCCCGUCGCCCUCUCCGGUAUCUACAUGGUCUUUACCUUUCUCACCUUUGUCCCGCCCGUUACCACCAGCUCUGGAAUGAACAUCAACCUGGCCGAGAUCUUUGACUACAACUCGACCAUGCCUUCCCUGGUCACGGUGCUUUGCAUGGAUGUGUUUAUCUUGCUGGUCUGGCUCUUUCUGUGGCCGCCCAUGCAGCUUGCCAUCCUCGACUUUGCGAAGCCCGUCAUCGCCGCCACGCUCGGCGGCGGAUCGAACACCAGGGAAGGCGCAUCUCGGAGUGUCACUAGCUGCUUUCUUCUGGUAAUAGGGUCCCAUCUUCUUCGCGGUUCCAGGUUCCACUGGUCUCGAGCUACAAAGUUCCUCCCUGCAAACUGGCGAUUCUCUCCCGAUUCCGACGACCCGUUAGAAUCCUUCACCCGCGGCUUCGAUAAGAGGGGGCCGCAUGGGUGGAUCAAGAGCAUCCUCGCCAUACAUAUUUUAACGCAGGGUAUAGUCCGGUAUAUUAGAGAGUGGUAUUUGAGACGAGAAAAAGGGAGCGCGUCAGCCCAUAGCAUCACAGAUCCCGAAGCCGGCAAGUCGUACUCUACCGACACAGCGACGGAGAACGGAUUUGCUACGCCCCACAGCGAUGCGACCUUCCAACAAAAUGCAGCAGUAUCAUCUACAAAAAAGAAGCGAAAACAAAGCACACAGGUGCGCCUCCAGCAGCCGCUAUGGGCGGCUCUGGCGAGCACCAAAAUUGUCAUGGUUAAGGAGUACGAACUAUCACACGCGACUUCUGAGUCAGCCGGCUCAAACGCUACCGACAUUCAUAACCUGGGGAACGCCCCAUUCGACAGUCAAGCCGAACAGAUUUGGAUAUCCUACAUCGGGCACGACGAAGUAUGCUUCAACACCAGCCAUUUCCCCGAUAGCCCUACUGCCGGAAACGGACAUGUUGCGCGACCGGCAGGCGUCGACACGUCAAAGCCUUUCUAUGUCCGGGUCAACAAUGCCUUUUGGCAGCCAACACGCAUUUACCGUAUCCAGGACGAAGCUCAAGAUGAGCACCUCGGCCACCAUCGCUGGUGCGGGGACAUCUAUGGGCUGCGGCCGCUAUCCAAGUACGUCUGCGAGUUUGUUGACACCCACACGAACAGAGUCAUCUUCUCCACGAGCAUCCGGACCUCUUUUGCGCCCAACAAGGACCAGGAAGGGUCCGUCAACCCGCCCGUGAGCACGCCUCAAUCCCUCCGCCCCGACUCGCCGGCGACGACGCUGAAGAGCACCAUCAAAGCCAACAACGACCGGUUGGCGGAGGAGAAGUCCAGGCUCAAGGCGCUGCGCAAGGAGUGGAAGAGCAAGACUACGUCCCUCAAGAAGGAGAAUGACAAACUCGACAACAUGAUUCAGACGGCAGGCAGCAACGACGACAAGCACAGGCAGAAGAUUAUCCAGCAGGAGACCACGAAAGCCCAGUCCGAGAAGGAGACCGCCCAGCUCGACGCAGAGCUCAAGGCGUUUGAGAAAGCACCCGAUGGGCUCUACGAGCGCAAGAGACAGACGGAGAAGGAAUGGACUGCUGAGAAGGCCGUCUUUGACACUGCAUCCAAGGAGUUUAAGGACUACAAGGCCGGGAUCGCCAAGACUGUGAAGGUCAAGGAAGAUGAGCAAGCCGCCAUGCAGACGAAGCGGAACAAGAUCGCGGCACGCAUCGCCAAGGUGGACAACGAACUGGGCCGUAUUACGGACGCCAACAACCGCGGUCUGGACGAGGCCGAGCGAAGACGCCAAGCGCGCGCCGCCUGGCAGGCGGACAGUUCCAAGAUCGAGAACAACUUCCUCGGCAGCAUCGAAACACUGCGGUCGGCCAACGUGAACAAGCAGAACGACGUCAAUGCCCUGUUGGCGGGUCUUCAGCAGAUUCACGAGUACGUUAACAACGCGACCGCCGCGACCAUGCCUUUCGAUCUUGCCGAGCGUCAGCCAGCCCAGCUUCCGUCUACCUUGUACAACCCUGCCGCGCCUUCCUGGACCCCCUCUCCCGCCGGAGCGUCGCAGUUUACGGUUCCGGCAGCGUCCAUGUGGCCCACCGCAGCGACGACUGCCCCUGGCUCGACGCUUCCGCUGCCCGCGACGACGGCGUCAGCCGUGUGGGGAUUCCCGCCGGCGCACCAGAGCACGGUGUCUCUCAAGGCUAGAGGCCGUUCCUCAUCGAUGCUUAGUGACGUCUCCGGGUUCACGCAGUCCAGCGACGGCGACGAGUUCCUCUCGCUCAACAACACGCCGGCGCACGGGCACACGGUGCAGCGCACGCCCGUGUCCUUUGCGUUCACCCGGCGCCAGCGCAGCGACGGCGCAGGCUCCGGCGGCAGUAGCAUUCACAGCGGGAGCGGCAGCGGAAGCUUGCGGGAUCCGGCGAGUCCGAUUUGA